Zychaea mexicana is the source of this 621-nucleotide messenger RNA. RefSeq names its product concanavalin A-like lectin/glucanase domain-containing protein. The annotation marks the transcript as partial. Lineage: Eukaryota; Fungi; Mucoromycota; Mucoromycetes; Mucorales; Lichtheimiaceae. Gene Ontology annotation, biological process: carbohydrate metabolic process. The transcript is spliced from 6 exons. Gene Ontology annotation, molecular function: hydrolase activity, hydrolyzing O-glycosyl compounds. The record is from RefSeq and is a predicted model, not a curated record.
CAGGAAAAACCAUUAUGUCGGAAUAUGCAUACAGUGUUUUCAGAAUCCAUAAAGGGUUGGAAGGCGGAUACGACAUUACCAUACAACAGCCAUAUAGGUCAUGGUCCAACGUUUAAUUCCACCACAUAUAUGUUAUAUGGUCGUUUCUCGGCAAAAGUGAAAGCUUCUCAUAUUGGUGGUGCCAUCACAGCCGUUAUUCUGAUUGCUGACGGCGGUGAUGAAAUUGACUUUGAGCUAUUAGGGUGUAAGACAAACUAUUUUUGGGGACCCCAUCCUAUGUACACUGUGAAUGGCGGUUUUCACAAUGUAAGCGGUGACAAUAUCUAUGAAAAAUUCCACACCUAUACAAUUGACUGGUCGCCCGAACGUAUCAUAUGGACUAUUGAUGAUGAUGUCGUACGUACCAAAGAACGAUAUCAGACAUGUGAAGGAUCCGUUUGCAAGUUUCCAUCUCAUCCUGCACGUGUGCAAAUAGGAUUCUGGGACGGAAGUUUUGAGUUUGGUACAGCGGAAUGGUCACACGGCCCUAUUGAUUGGGAGAGGCACACUGCAACAAACAUCACAUCAGUUCUGCAGGAAGUAACUAUUGAGUGCGACCCAGAGUAUAAUCAAGUGGUCGAU